This is a messenger RNA of Trichoderma asperellum CBS 433.97, 2631 nucleotides long. The record is from RefSeq and is a predicted model, not a curated record. Lineage: Eukaryota; Fungi; Ascomycota; Sordariomycetes; Hypocreales; Hypocreaceae.
AUGUACAAUGCUGGUGAUUCUCAGGCUGAGCGCAGUUGUUCUAUCAUCAAACCACCAUCGUCAUACAACGAAGGACAGGAACGACAUCAAAAUUCUGAUGACUGUGCCAUCACUAAAUCCCCUCUUUCUAAAAACGAAGAGCAAAGGAAACACAUUUUGCCCCCGGAUUCAUCUACCUCAACAGAGGAGGCUGAUGGAAAGACUGGACACGAGCGACCCUCAGAGAAAAAGCGAAAGCGCAAACACUCUCGAAAAAAUUCCAAAUCUCUCAGACAUUCUAAACGGUCAAAGCUAUCUGACCCUCAAUAUAAGGACGGAGAAGAUAAAGUUAAUGCCUCCAGAAUAAGAGAUAAAAUUCCCAAAGACCUUAGUGUUCGGCACGAGUCGACACAGAAGAAGGAGCUCAGAGGCGGUAAAAAACGUUUCAAGUCAAAACGAUUCAAGAAAAUUAUGUUGUCGGAAUUAGCGCCGCACCAGGUCAGAGUGACAUCGUGGAUGGUGAAGAGAGAGAGAGAGCCAUUGAGACAAGCUUGCGGAGGGAUUAUAGCUUAUGAAAUGGGGCUCGGAAAAACCGUCAUGAGCUUGGCAUGCAUUGCUGCUCAUAGACUCAGGAAGAAAGAGAGAAAGAUUUCAUGCCAGGCGACACUUGUUAUAGUGCCUAGCAGCACGUUGGCCACUCAGUGGCUCGGGGAAGCUGAGAAACACUGGCAUGCAGAUGCGAGCUCGCGUGUGGCUAUAUAUAACUCAGCUAAUCGCGGAUUGAAGUUUGCAAAGCAACUGAUAGUUCUCGCUACAUAUUCCCAAUUGCGACACGAAUUCCCCAAGAAAGAACAAAUGAAGAUCCUGGAAAGCCAACACGGAGACGAUAAUGAGGCUUAUGCACAGGAAUUCAAGAAUAAAGCCGGGCUCUUGUUCCAAAUAAAUUGGUUUAGAGUGAUUUUAGAUGAAGCCCAUUCCAUCACUCGCUGGGCUGGACGCACUUUCCAAGCAUGUUGUGCCAUCAAAGCACAGCACCGAUGGGCUCUGACAGGCACUCCCGUCUCAAAUAAUGUUCUGGAAUUCUACCCAUAUGCAGUAUUUACCAAGUGUGAUUUCAUUGGAAGUCGGCGAUUAUUUCAGAAAGAGUAUAUUGACAAGGGGCUAACAACAGACGAUUUCGACACCCCUCUGAGCUAUUUGAUGUAUCGCGGAACUGCAGAUAAGUCGCUCAACAUCCCUGAAACGGUACUUCAAGAUAUAUCUGUCACAACUUCACAGGAGGAGGAGGUAUUAUGCAGGUACCAUAUAAGCGAAUACAAGGAAGCGAAAGAAAAAGCGGCGAUGCCCAUUUAUGAGCGCGAACAAGAUGAAAAUGAGACACGCAAAGUUGAACCAACAAAGAAGCGUCUCUGGAGACCAAUCGAAGCAACAAAGCAGUUGCGUAUUCGGCAAGCUUUGUCUCAUCCAUAUUGCUUGGAAAACUUUUUGAUGGGCAGCGAGUAUCUCGACGUGCAAGAAGUCAAAGAGUUAGUCGCGAGGCUUGAGGAAAUUCAAGGGAAGAAGUCUAUAAUUGAACAGCUCGAAGCGGAUGACGGUUGGAAAGCAAGUCUCGGCCAAUAUGACGUUGGUAUUGAUGCCCUCAAGGAUCGCGACGAGCCUGAUUUUGGAGGAGUUUUCGACAUGAGCAAGAUUCUGGACAUGGUUCUUCUACAACAUGCCCUUCAAGAAUCAGAAUGUGGAAAAAAUAACUGCUCGUCUCAAGAUCUCGUUCGUUUCAAAUGCGGCCACAUAUACUGCCGCGCGUGCCUGUUCGAACUAAUGGUCCAGUCCAGCAACCAGUUGGACGGACAGCGAACCAGCACCCUCAAGUGUUCGGUUAGUAGUUGUGGCCAAGAUCUGCUAGGUCGCCAACCCGUGGUAACUUUGGAGAUGAUGGCUGCCAAGGCCAUCAAAAAUAAAACUUCUGUUGAGCUGGGAAAAGAUGUACUCAAUAAUACAGUCCAGCCGAGAACUGAAGAGCCAUUAUUCUUCAUGGCCGACUCGAGUGGUCCACGAUUCAUCCCCCCUCCAAGUACGCGGGUUACGGCGACGAUGGCCGUCGCUAUGACUUGGCUCUCUGAAGCUCCCGAAGAUAAAAUGAUUAUCUUUACCCAGUUCAUUCCCACUUUAAAGAUUUUGGGAUAUUUUUUUCUUUAUUUAUGUGUAAGGUUUAUUUAUUUCUCCGGCACUCUGUCAAAACAGCAGCAAGAACAAGCGAUAAACGCAUUCCGGACCGAUCCAACUGUGAUGAUUAUGAUUUCUACCUUGAAAAGCGGUGGCCAGGCACACAACCUCACCGUUGCGAAUCGCGUCAUUCUCGUCGAACCUUGGUGGAACAAGACGGCAGAAAAGCAGGCCAUAGGCCGCGUCGUGCGAAUGGGCCAAAAGAAGAAGACUUACGCCGUGCGCAUCAUAACGAACCAUCGCGUAGACGAUCGUGUUCUCCAUUUGCAGAGAACCAAGGAGAUAACUGUGGCACGAAUGCUGCAGGAUGAUGGACAUGAACGUUUUCAUGUUGACGACAAGCGUCUCGCAGAUCUCUUUAAGCCGAAGGUUAUGGAAGAGAAGAAAAAGGAAAAGAAGAGCAAGAAAGAGUCUUUAACUUUCGAGUGA